CGGCGGCAGCGGGCGGGGCAGGGCCGGGCCGGGCGGCGCGGAGCGGCGGGCAGCGCCAUGGGGCUGGAGACAGAGAAGGCGGACACCCGCAUCUUUAUGGACGACGACAGCUUCCCGCCGAGCGGCACCCCCGCGCUGCCGGAGCCGGAGAAGUACGCGGAGGAUGAGCUGGACCGCGACCCCCGCGGCAUGAACGCCCACCUCCAGCUGGGGUUCGAGGACGUGAUCGCGGAGCCCGAACUAACCCACUCCUUCGACAAAGUCUGGAUCUGCAGCCACGCACUCUUUGAACUCAGCAAGUACGUGAUCUACAAGCUUCUGACUCUGGUCCUUGCCAUACCGCUGGCCCUGGUGGUGGGGAUCGUCUUCGCUGUGCUCAGCUGCCUGCACAUCUGGAUUGUGGUGCCUUUUGUGAAAACCUGCCUCAUGGUCUUGCCUUCGGUGCAAACUGUAUGGAAAAGCCUGACAGAUGUUUUCGUCGUCCCAUUCUUUCAGAGCCUGGGCCGGUGCUUUGCCAUGGUCAAUAUACGCCUGGACCAGGAGUAAACAUCAGGGAUGCCACACUGCUGUAACUGUAGCUGGUGUGUUAUAUCUCUUUGCUAACAUAACAUACAAGCACUUACCAUUCAUUCCAAACUGUUAAAUUACAAUGGCUGGUUUAAGUGGGAACAUGCUAUUUUUAACAAAACUCAUGUAUUUUCAGGGAGAUCAGUUUAAGAAUAAAGAGGCAGUUUUCAUGGCUCACUAUUUUAACAAGAGAGUGAACACGGAGUGUAUUGGCAACACUUUAUUUUAAUGGUACAUCACUGCUAAAUUACAGGAGAAUUCUCAUGAAGGCUUAACAGCCACCACAGUGAUGCAUAUUGGUGGUGUUACUAUAAAUAUUUCAAUAGCUGUGACACUAGCUGAAACUAAUCAUAGGGUUUUCCUAUCCACUUUACUGCAAAUCCAGCAGUAAAGGGAUCAUUUUUGGUCCUCACUAUGCAGAAUGAUCAACUCAGUCUUUUAUUAUCCACAGUAAAAAUGAAUUGGACUCAUUGCCUAAGCAUACAGAGAAAGGAACUAUUGUGUAAUUCUCCAGUAUUGGGAAGGAAAAGCUCCCUGGAAGUUUAUCUCUUAAAAUAAGGUGUUAGCCAAUGAUUAGGAACAUCAGCUAAUCUGUAUAUUUUAUUUAAUUUGAGGUUAACUUUGCUGUAUAUUUUGUACCUUUGUAAAUGGCACUUGAUGGGUUUUCUCUGAAGCAUUAUUUCCGUAGUAUUUUAAUUCUAACCAACAUAUUAGGCAGCAAGAGCGAGACACUGCAAAAAAAUACUUCAGAUAACUAAAAUUUAAGUUUCUAAAUUAUAUAGAUUUUUAAGUGUUGCUGUGCAAUUCUAGUAUAUUCGUUAUAUAUGGUUGUGUGUAAAAGCAAAGAUUUAAAGUGUUUUCAUACAAGACUAUGCAAGAGAAAUAACUGUUUAUGAGAGAUGUUUUUUAUUAAAAAUAGGGUGUAGUAAAUGCAA
This is a messenger RNA of Colius striatus (speckled mousebird), 1502 nucleotides long. RefSeq names its product caveolin 2 (gene CAV2). The record is from RefSeq and is a predicted model, not a curated record. The transcript has 3 exons. The coding region runs from base 58 to 546 and encodes 162 amino acids. NCBI's taxonomy places the organism in Eukaryota, Metazoa, Chordata, Aves, Coliiformes, Coliidae. Gene Ontology annotation, cellular component: cytoplasmic vesicle; perinuclear region of cytoplasm; Golgi apparatus. Gene Ontology annotation, biological process: negative regulation of endothelial cell proliferation; insulin receptor signaling pathway; positive regulation of MAPK cascade. Gene Ontology annotation, molecular function: protein kinase binding; molecular adaptor activity.